UAAAUUUCUCGCAUGCGUGUUAUUGUUAUGACGUCAUCACUCGCAUGUUUUGAUUGCUAUAGGAUAUCCCUACAACGUCAACAUACAAAAUGAAUUUCGUACUUUCUAGCAAGGUUCAACUUAAAAGACAGAAAUAUAAAUCAUAUUCGCCAACAAAACUGACCAAUGCUUAUCUAGAUGUCACUGACAACAAGCUUAGUGUUGCUAAGGCUGCAAGAAAGUAUUGUCUACCUGAACAGACAUUGAGAGAUCGUGUGCUGGGCCACAUCUCUGUGGACAAUGUCAAGUCAGGACCACCACCAGUGUUUGAUUGUGAACAGGAGGCGAGGUUGGUGCAGCACAUCAAAGAAAUGGGUGCAGUAGGCUAUGCUUACACUAGGGCUGAAGUGGUGGAUCUUGGAUCAGAGUAUGCUGUCCACUUGGGGAUGAAAAGAAAAGAUGACAAGCAUCUUUCUCUGAGAUGGUUUUACGGUUUCAUGGGUAGAUGGCCAGAACUUAAAGUAUGGAGACCCAAAACCAUAUCAGAGUUUCGAGCAAAAGCAACAUCAAGGACUUCAAUAUAUAGGUACUUCGAUGAACUUGAUCGUAUAAUGGAAAAAUAUGAGCUUAAAGACAGGCCCCAAAGCAUUUAUAAUGUCGACGAAAAGGGUGUACAACCAAACUAUAAACCCCCAAAUGUUGUAGCAUCUGCAGAGUAUGUACCCUCUACAUUGUCCUCUGAAAAAGGCCAAACAACAACGGUAAUGGGAUGUGGUAACGCCUUAGGACAUCAAAUUCCACCGUAUUUCAUUUUCGCUGGUAAACGUAUGAGACAGGAGUUGUUAGAAGGAGCCACACCUGGUGCUGAUGGGUCUGUCAGUGAAACUGGAUGGUCUAAUUCAGAAAUUUUUCAGUCAUAUCUGGAAACUCAUUUCAUCAAAUAUGUAACUGGAAUGCAGGACAAACAUACUCUUCUUCUCUAUGAUGGUCACAGGACACACAUAACACCGGAUAUAAUUGAUUGGGCAGUUGAGAAAAAAAUUAUCUUGUAUGUUUUGCCUCCUCAUACUAGCCAUGUUCUUCAGCCCAUGGAUGUUGGUUGUUUUGGGCCCUUUGCAAGAAUAUACAGUUCCGAAUGUCACAAAUUCCAACGCACCACUUCAUCUGUAAUUAACAAGUACAACUUAUGUUCUAUUGCCUGCAAGUCUUACAACUCUGCUCUUUCUCCAACAAAUUUACAGUCUGCUUUUCGUAAGUCAGGUAUAUACCCAUUAAAUAGAGAUGCUAUUGAUCAAUCAUUGUUUUCAAUUUCUGAUGCCAUGCAUAAACAGAGCCAACUAGAGGAAAAUACAUGUACAACAGUUGAAGAUAUCCCUGCCAUUGAAAACAUAACGACUGAACCAGUAAAUGUAAUGUCCAAUUCAGAGAUCAAUGCUGACACAGAACCUAUAUCAUCAAACCCUGAAAAUGGAACUUUCUUCAAUUCUAAAUCAACAAAUUUGUCCAAAAAAAAUCCACCAAAAAAGGAAAGACGUUCCAUCUACAAGAUAGUAGCUGGAAAAGCCAUAACAGAACCAGAGACACGUGAAAAAAUAAAUGAAUACAUUGCGCAAUCAAAGUCAAAGACCAAGGCAACAACCAACAAUAAAUCAACAAAACCUAAAGUUAAUAAAAAUCCUAAGAAAACAACUACUAAACGAAAGCAAAAUGAUUCAUCACCUUCUGUUACUACAACAACCACAAACAAGAAACAAAGGCCUAACCAACAAGAGUCUCAACAACCAGGUCCAUCAGGACUGCAGAACAUAGUCGUUUCUGAUAACUCAAUAUCAGAUGAAGAUGAUCAAGAUGAUAGCACUUUAUGUUAUGUUUGCAACAUGUGGCAGCCGAAGGAGUUACAAGAUUGCAUCUCCAUUGUAUUCACACAAUGGGCCAAGUGUGAAUAUCUACAGUGUGAUCAUUGGACUCAUCUCAAAUUUUGCUGUGAUGUUUCCGUCCUACGCAGAUCAGAUAAAUUUUACUGUCCAUGUCAUGGCUUACCCUGCAAACAGAAAGAGAGUGAAGAAUAA
Messenger RNA from Mytilus trossulus (common blue mussel), 2048 nucleotides. RefSeq lists its product as uncharacterized. Gene Ontology annotation, cellular component: nucleus. The transcript is spliced from 3 exons. Bases 90 to 2048 code for a protein of 652 amino acids. Gene Ontology annotation, molecular function: DNA binding. Lineage: Eukaryota; Metazoa; Mollusca; Bivalvia; Mytilida; Mytilidae. The record is from RefSeq and is a predicted model, not a curated record.